Eublepharis macularius is the source of this 1015-nucleotide messenger RNA. RefSeq names its product SNF8 subunit of ESCRT-II (gene SNF8). Gene Ontology annotation, cellular component: ESCRT II complex. Bases 109 to 888 code for a protein of 259 amino acids. Gene Ontology annotation, biological process: protein transport to vacuole involved in ubiquitin-dependent protein catabolic process via the multivesicular body sorting pathway. NCBI's taxonomy places the organism in Eukaryota, Metazoa, Chordata, Lepidosauria, Squamata, Eublepharidae. The record is from RefSeq and is a predicted model, not a curated record. The transcript has 8 exons.
AGAGAGAAAGGCUUUGUCAUACGGUAGCUUCAUCUUUCCUUUCCAUUUUGCUGUUUUUGUCCCCUUGUCCCUUCCAGAAAGCAGCUCCGGUUAUCGGCUCCUCCUGCAAUGAUGCACCGACGGGGGGUCGGGGCUGGAGCCAUCGCCAAAAAGAAGCUGGCAGAGGCCAAAUACAAGGAACGUGGGACAGUUUUGGCAGAAGACCAAUUAGCUCAGAUGUCCAAGCAGCUGGACACAUUUAAAACUAACCUUGAAGAGUUUGCCAGCAAACACAAACAAGAGAUCCGUAAAAACCCGCAGUUCAGAGUCCAGUUCCAGGACAUGUGUGCAACGAUUGGUGUGGAUCCACUAGCCUCUGGUAAAGGUUUCUGGUCUGAAAUGCUAGGUGUUGGCGAUUUCUACUACGAGCUUGGGGUCCAGAUUAUUGAAGUCUGCCUGGCUCUGAAGCACAGGAACGGAGGAUUAAUAACGCUGGAGGAGCUUCAUCAGCAAGUGCUGAAAGGCAGAGGAAAGUUCGCUCAAGAUGUCAGCCAGGACGACCUCAUCCGAGCAAUUAAAAAGCUGAAAGUUCUAGGGAAUGGCUUUGGGAUCCUUCCUGUUGGUGGAACCUACUUGAUCCAGUCUGUGCCCGCUGAAUUGAACAUGGAUCACACUGUUGUGAUACAGCAUGCUGAGAAAAAGGGGUACGUGACCAUCAGUGAAAUCCAAUCUAGUUUGAAAUGGGAAGCGCAACGGGCCAAGCAGGUGCUGGACCACUUGUUGAAAGAAGGCAUGGCCUGGCUUGAUACACAAGCAUCAGAAGAACCACAGUAUUGGCUCCCUGCCCUCUUCACAGAGCUUUACUCUCAGGAAAUCACACCAGAAGAAGCAAAAGAAGCUUUGCCCUAACCAAGAUGGAAACAGGAUCACCUGAGCUUAAUUAAACAGAAUGGUACUAUUGCUGGUUGUUAAGCAAAUGGGGGGAAAGUUGAGUUGUAUCUAAUUCCUUGUAAAAUUAAAGAAAAAAGAUCUUGUA